This is a messenger RNA of Nannizzia gypsea CBS 118893, 2373 nucleotides long. RefSeq names its product C6 zinc finger domain-containing protein. Gene Ontology annotation, biological process: DNA-templated transcription; regulation of DNA-templated transcription. The coding region runs from base 1 to 2373 and encodes 790 amino acids. The record is from RefSeq and is a predicted model, not a curated record. Lineage: Eukaryota; Fungi; Ascomycota; Eurotiomycetes; Onygenales; Arthrodermataceae. The transcript has 5 exons. Gene Ontology annotation, molecular function: DNA-binding transcription factor activity, RNA polymerase II-specific; zinc ion binding; DNA binding. Gene Ontology annotation, cellular component: nucleus.
AUGGACGAGCCCGAGUACAAAAACGGCACAAGCAGCCCAAAGCCAAAGCGAACGUCCAGCGGCCAGAUGAAGCGCGUAUCGCGGGCAUGCUACAACUGCCGCCGCCGCAAGUCGAAGUGCGACCUGGAUAGCAACGGCCGGCCGGGACAGCCGCCCUGCAAACGGUGCCACAAUGAGAACCUCAAGUGCGAGCUGGGGACGUCGAACCGCGGCGGGAAGAGGAUCAGGAAUACCAUCAAGGCCUCAGGGGGCGCAUUGGGAGCCUCGACUGCGGUGCCGCCGCGGCCACGGCCGCCAGAGGCGUCCAUCAGCCCGCAGAGCAUAGAGACCUACAGCCACAACAGCUACAUCAGUCCCUACAAUGAGCAUGACCGCUACGGCCCGUCAGAAGAGCACCGGGACACCUCGAUAGACGACGACGACGGGGAGGACUCGACGAGCGAGAGCGCAAUCGGGUCUGGCACGCUGCCGAAUCCGUCUGAUGCCUGGCAGCGGCUCACCAACGUGGCUAAACGGAGCACUGAUGCUCCCCGGCCAGCGGGCGGCAGCGGCGGACAGGCAAAUGCCGACGGAGACGACGCAAAAAGGGGGAUACUGACCUACCGUCUGGUCGAGAACGGGUCACUGAGCCAGGAGCUGGUCAUGAAGCUUGUCACCCGCUAUGCAGAGAACUUCCACUGCUAUCUUCCCCUGGUGCCGCGCAAGUACUUCAAGCCGGACAACCUGGACCAGUUCACGGAGGAGAAGCACCUGCUCACCGCAGUGCUUACUGUGGCCUCCAAGGACCUCGUCCAAAUGCCCCAUAUCCACGAGGUCUGCUCAAAGUACAUGCUCGAGCUGAUAACGGGCAUAGCUGCCGGUAAUGACUGCGACGUCGAGGCCGUCGAGGCCCUCCUAAUACUGGCAGAGUGGGAGCCGCAGGGCCUCCGCGCGUCCAUCGCUCCCGUUGGGCGUGGAGAGGAGGAUCGUGCGGCCUGGAUGCAUGUCGGCAUCGCCCUGAGGUCGGGCUACUUCCUGGGCCUAGAUAAGACCUCCUUUCGCAACAACGAUGCCACGGGAGACCCCGAAUCUGACAACCGCAGACGGCUGGUCUGGGCGAGCUGCUAUGUAUCUGACAGGCAAAUAUCGGUGCGUGUCGGGCGGGCGUUCUGGUCUCGAGGGCCCGGGCCUAUGACAGGUCUGGUCAGCCAUGAUUUCCCGUCCCUGCAGCCUCAAUCAAAAGACGACGAGGACUAUUCAAAGAUAUUCCAAGCCAUCCUUGAUCUCACACAGCUAUACGGCAAUGUCCACGAUGUCUUGUAUUCGGGCAUGCGGACAAGCAUCAAUAUGAUGCUCAUGGGAGACUACGUGAAGUACAUUGACGAUUUCCGAGUUGCUAUAUCAAGAUGGUACCGUCUAUGGGGGAAAUUGCCAUGCGCCUCGCACCUCAAUGUGAUGCUUCAGAUGUCCUACCAAUAUCUGAAGUUGUACGUCAACGCUUUUGCCUUCCAAGCCGCCAUAUCCCAGGCACUACAUCAGGCACUGCAGCGGCCAAAGGGCGAGGACACUCUCAGCCAACGUGACCGUUUACGGGCUGCAUUCAGCAACGUUGCGUCCAUGCAAGAUUCCCGGUUUAUCUAUGAAUCCGUGGAUGCAGCCAGGUCAUAUCUAACUAUAUUAAACAAUUACAUCGACCCAGAGACACAUCUACAUUUCAUGCCCCUGAGAUUCAUUCUGUUCGGCAUCUACGCUUCCGUCUUUUUGUACAAGGCACGCUCAUUUGGUGUUCUCAAUGAGGCGGACGAGUUAAAGAUCACGAAAAUGAUAGACGACACGAUAGAUACGCUACGCAAAGCCAGCGCCAAUAAAGACGACGUUGGCUACCGCUAUUCCCAUCUCCUGGAGCUGCUCUGGAAGCCAAAGAAACCGCGCUCCAACUCUUCCGUUCCUGCGACCACUAAUGGCGUCAGCAACAACAACAACAACAACAACAACAACAACAACAACAACAGCAACAGCAACAGCAACAGUAAUGAUAAUAAUAAUAACAGCGAUACCAUCUUCGUCAACGCCGACAACAUCAACAAUGGCAACAAUGAUAUCAGCAUGAAUGGCGUGCACGUAUCCCAACCAUCUAACGCCAUGCAUCAUGAAGGCCCGGUGGCCUGUCUCCUGGGGCCGAACAAUACGUUCAAUCCAGCGAACGACUUUUCCUGGCUCGAUCUGGAAGCUGUUAACGAUUUUGUAUCGGGCGAAAUGCAGUCAUCUAAUAACCUACUAGGGCUAGCCCCAUUUCAUCACCUAAGCUUGUGGCUUCAAGAUGAGAGUAAUGAUCAUGCAUUUCAGGCUUGGACACUCGGUGGUGCAGAGAUGAGUGAUUCGCUUCUUUUCUAG